AUGUCGUCCCUCAAGAGAAGCCCUCCAUUCCGCGCCGAGCACGUUGGCUCAUUGCUCCGUCCCCAGGAGCUUGUGCAGAAGCGUUACGAUGUCGCAUCAGGCAAAGCUAAGCCAGAGGAGCUCGUGCCUCUAGAGGACAAGUCUGUCGCAGAGGUUGUGAAGUUCCAGCAAGAUUGCGGUCUCAAGGUUGUGUCAAGUGGAGAGUACACAAGGCACAUGUUCUGGGGCACCUUCUUCGAAACACUACAUGGCAUGAAGGAACUCCAGCUUGGCGUUUUGAAGGGCUACAGCGUGGAUAUGUUCCGCGCCUAUGCGCCCGAUACCAAGUCUUUCAUGGAAGCGAAGCAGGUACCUAAUCAUGUCACCGUCUGCGUUGAUAAGAUCAAGCACCCCGGCACGUCGAGCAACCAGCGUGAAGUCGACCUUAUGAAGAGCCUUCUGCCCGAGAGCGAGUGGAAGAACAUCAAGAUCACAUUGAUCUCGCCAUCGUGGUACCACUUCCGUUACAUGAACGGAAGAGCCUACCCCAAGGAAGUGUACGCAAAUGACGAGGAGUAUUUCGAGGAUGUCGCGAAGGCAUACCAGGAGGAGCUGAAGAUCCUCCACUCGCAAGGCAUCAGGAACAUCCAGAUUGACGACCCUAACCUCGCCUACUUCUGCUCAGAAGAUAUGCUCGCGGGCUGGAAGGCCGAUACAACGAACGACAAGACUGCUGACGAGAUGUUUGAUGCCUACGUUAAAUUCUACAACAAGUGUUUCGUACGUCCCGCAGACAUGCAUCUCGGCAUCCAUUUGUGCCGCGGCAACUACGUCGGCAGCCGACAUUUCUCGGAGGGCGCAUACGACAACAUCGCAAAGAAGCUAUUCCAAGACUUGAACGUCGACACAUACUACCUAGAAUACGACACACCACGUGCCGGUGGUUUCGAGCCGCUAGCACACCUCCCCAAAGACAAGAAUGUUGUCCUUGGUGUCAUCACAUCGAAGUUCCCUAAGCUUGAGGACAAAGACGAGAUGAUCGCCAGGGUGAACCAGGCCGCUGAUUGGAUCGCAAAGGGUACCGGCCAAUCUCGCGAAGACGCCAUCCAGCAGUGCUGUGUCAGCCCGCAAUGUGGUUUCGCAUCACAUGCUGAAGGUAACAGUCUUGGCUACGAGGAUAUGAGAAAGAAGCUGCAACUUGUGAGGAGCAUCGCCGAUGCCGUAUGGCCUGGACAGCCAUAG
Alternaria atra is the source of this 1221-nucleotide messenger RNA. RefSeq lists its product as uncharacterized. The record is from RefSeq and is a predicted model, not a curated record. Bases 1 to 1221 code for a protein of 406 amino acids. Gene Ontology annotation, molecular function: 5-methyltetrahydropteroyltriglutamate-homocysteine S-methyltransferase activity; zinc ion binding. The transcript has 3 exons. NCBI's taxonomy places the organism in Eukaryota, Fungi, Ascomycota, Dothideomycetes, Pleosporales, Pleosporaceae.